AUGUUCCGCCUGAAGUCAUCGAUUGCUUUCUGGGCAUCUGCCAUAUCGGCUAUUGUAGCUUCUUACCUUGCCAGCACGGCUGACGCUGCUCCGACACACGAACUCGAGACUCGUGCCACCCCAGCUGCACCCCACUUCGUUGUGUACUCAGACCAGUGGGUGUCUGGCGAGAACGGUCCACCUGAUCCUUCGGUCAUCUCUGGAUUCAACGUUUUUGCGUUAUCCUUCUUGCUCAUUUCCGGUGCAGCCGAUCAGGCUCUGGAAUGGGAUGUCAUCGGUGCUUCUGCACGCGCGACUAUCAAGUCACAAUACGAGGCCGCAGGCAUCAAGAUGAUUGUGUCCGCGUUCGGGUCCACAGAUGCACCAACGUCGACUGGGGCGGACCCCGUCGCUACCGCGAACACUAUGGCCCAAUGGGUCAUCAGUAUGGGAUUGGACGGCAUCGACGUGGACUAUGAGGACUUUAAUGCCUUCGACGGUUCUAGCGGCAGUGCGGUCACCUGGAUAGAAUCUUUCACAAGACAAUUGCGUGUCAACCUCCCGCAAGGCCAGUACCUUCUCACACAUGCUCCUGUUGCUCCUUGGUUUGAGCCUAAUGCCUGGGCUGGCGGAGGAUAUCUCGCCAUCAACUCUGCUGUUGGAAAUCUGAUUGACUGGUAUAAUAUCCAGUUUUACAACCAGGGCUCCACCAUGUACACAACCUGCACUAACCUGCUCACGACUUCUGGCGGCGCUUUCCCUUCGUCCUCGGUCUUUGAGAUUGCAGCCAACGGCGUCUCCCUGGACAAGAUUGUCAUUGGCAAACCUGCGGCCGCCGGUGACGCAGACAGUGGUUUUAUAGCGCCUGCCACACUCGCCACCUGUGUACAGCAGGCGAAGAACCAAGGCUGGGAUGCCGGUGUGAUGACCUGGGAGUUCCCGGAUGCUGCAGCUUCAUGGAUAGCGACUGUUCGAGCAGACUCGUGGCCCGUAUAACUAUAUGGCCAACAACGAUCUCGUUGUUCGCUGAGAAAGAGGUCGGUUGGGAUGGGAUAGAAUCUAUGACAGGUCUUUUCCUCCUGGGUUUUGUGUUGUUGGUCAUUGGGAUCUAUUGGAUUUAUUGCGUACUUAUAUCGCUCAUAUCCUAUAUUCAAUGCAAUCGUGA
Stereum hirsutum FP-91666 SS1 is the source of this 1144-nucleotide messenger RNA. RefSeq names its product glycoside hydrolase. NCBI's taxonomy places the organism in Eukaryota, Fungi, Basidiomycota, Agaricomycetes, Russulales, Stereaceae. Gene Ontology annotation, biological process: carbohydrate metabolic process. Gene Ontology annotation, molecular function: hydrolase activity, hydrolyzing O-glycosyl compounds. The transcript has 12 exons. The record is from RefSeq and is a predicted model, not a curated record. Bases 1 to 975 code for a protein of 324 amino acids.